Molecule: messenger RNA, 515 nt
Organism: Adelges cooleyi (spruce gall adelgid)
Lineage: Eukaryota; Metazoa; Arthropoda; Insecta; Hemiptera; Adelgidae
Exons: 4
Coding region: 56-397 (113 amino acids)
Source: RefSeq, a predicted model, not a curated record
ACAAUUUUUUGGUCUUACUUAUUUGAAAGAGUAGAAAGUCAUAUUUUACAGCAACAUGCACAUCAAGAUCAAUGUUUUCCUAUGUUCAAUAAUAUGUAUCCAACAGACAUUGACAACAUGGUCUGAAAAAUUGUCAGAAGUAUUUGGAGAUGAGACAGCUCCAACUACCGCGCAGGGGUUAUACGAUUUGUAUGCGGCUAUUGUUGAAAAAUAUCCAGAUCAAUCAGUAACACAAGAUUUGACACAACUCUAUUUCGAUUCACAAGGUUAUUCACCAUUAUAUACCGACAUGGUAACUCUAUAUUUAAACGAUCAACCUCAUACUGCAGAAGCAUUUGUCAGUUGUUUGCAGAGAGGUGAGAGUGAGCUAUUUCAUCACACUGAGUUAAAAAAAUGAAGCGAAAAUUUUAUCCCAUCAUUAACAUUCACUUAACCAGUUUUUUUUUUAAUCUUUUGUUAAAUAAAAUUUCUUAUUUAAUUAUUAAUAAAAAUAUAAAACUAAAUAAAUUAUCUCC